This is a messenger RNA of Phanerochaete carnosa HHB-10118-sp, 1125 nucleotides long. RefSeq lists its product as uncharacterized. Gene Ontology annotation, cellular component: endoplasmic reticulum membrane; peroxisomal membrane. The transcript has 5 exons. Lineage: Eukaryota; Fungi; Basidiomycota; Agaricomycetes; Polyporales; Phanerochaetaceae. Bases 1 to 1125 code for a protein of 374 amino acids. The record is from RefSeq and is a predicted model, not a curated record. Gene Ontology annotation, biological process: isoprenoid biosynthetic process; ergosterol biosynthetic process; coenzyme A metabolic process. Gene Ontology annotation, molecular function: hydroxymethylglutaryl-CoA reductase (NADPH) activity.
AUGCUGAGCAUUGGGCUCGUUGUCACCACCCCAUCUACCCCGGUGCUCGAGCUUGAUUCUCCCUCUGCUCUUCUCGACGGUCCUGCCAGGGAGCACAAGCUAUCAAUCCUCAACAUCCCAGUUGAUCUCAUCACUGUCGUCGCGAAGCUUGAGAGGGAGCAUUUCCUUAUCGAAGCUGACGGUUCUCGCCCAGCAUUUACGAGCCUAUCGCUGCUUAUGGACGAAGAGGUAAUCCUUCUGGUCCAUAAUGGCAAGAUCGCCGCUCACGCACUUGAGAAGAUGCUUGGGGAUUUCGACAGGGUGAUCACGAUCCGUCGUGCACUGAUCUUCGAAUGUCUCCACAUCAUCGGUUACAUGCGCAUCUCACUUGGUAUUGCUGGCCCUCUGAAGGUCAACGGCGAAAGGCAUCCCGUUCUCAUGGCCACCGCCGAGGGCGCACUCGCUGCUUCGACCUCGCACGGAUGCAAGGCGCUCAAUUCCGGCGAAGGUGACACUACCAUUGUCACCUACGAUGGCAUGAUCCGCGAACCUGCCAUCGACCUCCCGAACAAUGUGCAGGCCGCCGCCGCUCGCGUAUGGAUCGAGAACUCUGAGGGCCAUGCCAUUGCCAAGGAGGCCUUCGAGUCUACCCUCCCGCUUCGCUACGCUCCAGAGCGUCAAGUGUGCCAUGGCCGGUCGCACGUUGCGCGUUCGGUUCAACGACCCGCACUGGCGACGCGAUGGAGCGUCAAGCGUGCCAUGGCCGGCCGCACGCUGUAUAUUCGUUUCACAGCACGCAUUGACGACGCGAUGGGCACGAACAUGGUCUCGAAAGCACGGUCAUCCAGGCGCAGUAGAUUGAUUCGUUCGGCAACGUCAUAUGUUCCGUACAAUCCUGAGAUUUGGAAAGACCUCCUGGCCCUGACGGGCGCGCUCGAGCAGAGUCUACUCGACAACUUCGCCUUAAUCCGGCCAGCUUACCUGUCCGAGGAAGACGCGAGGAGACGUCCAUGCGCAGCGGCUUUGCGGCGCCGACAUUUGGCGUGCUACACCUACGACCCCAGAGCCCAAACAGACCGCCGACGCCGUCACGGUCGCAGGGCGGGGGGCGUACUCUCUGCGGGCUUCAAGCUUCGAGCUCUUUGA